Molecule: messenger RNA, 2391 nt
Organism: Diaporthe citri
Lineage: Eukaryota; Fungi; Ascomycota; Sordariomycetes; Diaporthales; Diaporthaceae
Exons: 1
Coding region: 1-2391 (796 amino acids)
Biological process (GO): cellulose catabolic process
Molecular function (GO): hexosyltransferase activity; carbohydrate binding
Source: RefSeq, a predicted model, not a curated record
AUGGCAUCGAGAGACACCGCCCUCUUGGGCCCGACGCCGGAUGGCGACCGCUAUGAGCUCACAAGUCCAACAGCAUUGCCGAAGGCAGGCGGCUUCCUCUGGAACCAAAAGAUGAUGAUACACUUCACCUGUAGAGGAUAUGCCACCGCCCAGUUCAUGCAACCCGAGCCUGCCAAAUACUCGCACGCGCCAAACAUCGAGGCGAGGACCUUCAUGCAGCCCGAGCAGAAUUACUACACGCACCACCCCGGUCGCUUCGUGUAUGUCAAAGAUGAGGAGACUGGCAAGAUCUUCUCGACCCCUCAUGAGCCUGUCCGCGCUGAGCCGGAACGGUUCGUGUUCUCUGCAGGCAAGAGUGAUGCGUCCUGGACGACGCAGGGGCUUGAUGGCAUUCAGGUGGGGAUGACCUUGGCUCUGCCCACGCACGAUGUCGCGGAGUUAUGGACGAUCAAGGUCACAAAUACAUCCACCCGAGCGCGGAGUAUCAGCUUGUAUCCCUAUUUCACACUUGGUUACAUGUCAUGGAUGAAUCAAGGGGCAGAGUACCGAUCUGACCUUAGAGGCAUUAUCGGAAGCAGCAUCACUCCAUACCAAAAAGCAGAGGACUAUGCCAAAAACAAAUUCCUCAAGGAUAAGACGUACUUCCUCUGUGAGGAGCCACCGGACGCCUGGGAGGCCAAUCAGAAUUCGUUCGAAGGAGAAGGUGGUCUUCAUGCUCCAUCAGCGAUCCUGGAAAGCCACAAGUUGAAGAAUGGAGAUGCACGUUACGAAACGCCAGCCGCAGCUGUGCAAUACCGUGUCGAUCUCGCACCAGGCGAGGAAAGAACCUACCGAUUCAUAUUUGGCCCAGCUCUGGACGAUGCCGAGAUCCAAUCCAUGAAGGAGAAGUACCUCAGUGCAGACGCGUUUGCCCAAGCGGCAAAGGACUACGCGGCUUACAUUCAAACUGGGAGAGGGCGCCUCCAAAUAAAGACACCAGACCCAGCCCUGGACAACUUCGUCAACAACUGGCUGCCCCGGCAAGUCUUCUACCACGGCGACGUGAAUCGCCUCAGUACCGACCCGCAGACGCGGAACUACCUCCAGGACAACAUGGGAAUGAGCUACAUCAACCCGGCCGUGGCACGCAAUGCCAUCGUGACGGCCCUGUCGCAGCAGGAGGAGACGGGCGCCAUGCCGGACGGCAUCCUGCUGUCGCCUGAUGCUGAGCUCAAGUACAUCAACCAGAUCCCGCACACUGACCACUGCGUAUGGCUCCCCAUCGCUCUAGAAGUGUAUCUCUCCGAGACUGGCGACUACGAACUGCUCCAAGAAAGCGUCUCAGGAGCUCGCGGAGAGACGCUCACCGUGUUCGACCGUCUGUGCCGCGCGAUGGACUGGCUUCUCUCGUCAAACGCCAGGGACGGAUAUGGGCUUAGCUACAUCGCCCAGGGGGACUGGUGCGAUCCAAUGAACAUGGUAGGAUGGAAGGGCAGAGGUGUGUCUGGCUGGCUGACCGUAGCUACUGGGUACGCCCUGAAGCUGUGGGCAGAGACGUGCGCCGAGGCCAAGCGGCCAGACGCGGCGGAGAAAUAUCUCGCCGGCGCAAAGGAGGUCAAUGAAGCGGCGGCCAAGCACCUCUGGGAGGGCGACUGGUUCCUACGCGGCAUCACCGACGACAACAGGGUAUUCGGCGUCAAGGACGACAAAGAGGGCAAGAUCUGGCUGAACCCGCAGGCAUGGUCCAUCCUCGGCGGCGCAGCGGACGCGGACAGGAUCGCCAAGAUGCUUCCACACGUCGACGAGCUACUGGGCACCCCGUACGGGGUCCUCAUGUUCUGGCCGCCCUUCAGCGGGAUGGUUGAGGAUAUCGGGCGCGUGACGCAGAAGUUCCCCGGCCAGGGCGAGAACGGGUCCGUGUACAACCACGCAGCCGUCUUCUACAUCCACGCGCUCUACAGCAUCGGCGAGGCGGACCGCGCCUACAAGCUGCUGCGGCAGAUGCUCCCCGGCCCCGGCGAGGACGACUAUGUGCGGAGGGGCCAGCUGCCCGUGUACAUCCCCAACUACUACCGCGGCGGCUGGAAGGAGUACCCGGACCGGGCGGGCCGGUCGAGCCAGCUGUUCAACACCGGGACCGUGUCGUGGGCGUACCGCUGCUUCAUCGAGGGCCUGUGCGGGCUCCGGGGCGACGCUGACGGGCUGAGGGUGAAGCCGCAGCUGCCCUCGGACUGGGACGGCAUCGCGGUGAAGCGGCUGUUCCGCGGGGCCGAGUUUAACGUGGAUAUCCGCCGUGGGGAUGUCAAGCAGGUGCAGGUUGUCCUCGACGGCAAGGCCCUUCCGGAAGCUCACAUCACGGGCGUGGAGGUUGGCAAGACAUACGAUGUCUCUGUGCUUGUGCCAGCGAAGUAG